This is a messenger RNA of Grus americana (Whooping crane), 1311 nucleotides long. RefSeq names its product complement C1q A chain (gene C1QA). The transcript has 4 exons. The record is from RefSeq and is a predicted model, not a curated record. Gene Ontology annotation, molecular function: protein binding. Lineage: Eukaryota; Metazoa; Chordata; Aves; Gruiformes; Gruidae. Bases 146 to 877 code for a protein of 243 amino acids.
ACAUCCCCCCCACCCUGCUCCUCUUCCUCCCUGCUCCCAGGGAAGAGCUUCCAGCAAACAGAGCUGCUGCUCAGACUGGUCUGUCUUCACCCCCAGCAAGGAGGCUUGUCCCGGGCUGAGUACCCCAGGUUUUGAGGGAGGCAGGAUGCAAAUCGGGCUUUGGCUGGUGACCAGCACCCUGGCAGCAGUGCUGAGCACGGUCCUGCCUGAGGACGGUGUGUGUCGGGCACCGGAUGGCAGGGAUGGCUUCCCGGGAAUCCCCGGCCUUGACGGGAGACCAGGGCAGAAGGGUGACAUGGGAGACCCAGGGAAAUCAACACAGAGGACGGGCAUCCAGGGACUCAAAGGGGAUGCAGGCGAGCCGGGGCCUCCCGGCAUCCCAGGGAACCAGGGCUACCACGGUCUGCGUGGCCCCCCCGGGUUCUCAGGCCUGCCGGGGCCAAAGGGGAACAAGGGGAAAGCCGGCAAUAUCCUGGAGCAGCCACGUCCUGCCUUCUCUGCCUCACGGAGGUCCCCACCGUCCAGGGGCAGGACAGUGGUGUUUGACAACAUCAUCACCAACCAGGAGAGCUCCUACAGCCCCCAGACUGGGGAGUUCACCUGCCUCGUCCCUGGGCUCUACUACUUUGCCUACCAGGUGGUCUCCAGCGGGGACCUCUGCCUGAGCAUCACCAAGAACGGGGAGGGCGUGGUCAGCUUCUGCGACUACAACAGCCGCAACAUCCUGCAGAUGAACUCAGGCAGCAGCGUGCUCAGCCUGGCCAUGGGCGACCGGGUCUCCGUGAGCACCGACCCUGCCAGGGGCAGCUGGAUUUACAGCGGCUCUGAGGCAGACAGCAUCUUCAGCGGCUUCAUGCUCUUCCCACAAAUGGGCUGAUGGACCACCAAUCCAGACCUGCUUAGCACCAGAGCAUUGCAGUGUGCGUCUCUGCAUGUGUUUUCACCCUGCGAGUGCAUGGGGUGGCCUUAUAUUGCAUCAAACUGGAACAGCCCCAAACUGAGCCACCAGCUGGAUCCUGCUCUUCCACCACUGUCACAAAGUGGCCAGGUGCUGAGCCUGCCCGUUCCAUCCUGGAGGCAGAGGACUCAGCCACGGCAGCCCUUUCUGCUGCCGGGCGCUCAGACCCCACACUGGAGGGGACCAGCUAUCACUGGGGCCAUUCACCAGUUGUUGGUCUUCAUUCCUGAGUGGGAAAUCACUGCGUGCCACUGCUGCUGCUGCACUAACCACUGCAAACGCCUGUCUUGCGCCAGGCCACUUCGGCCUCUCACAUCCUCCCCAUCAGUAUAAAUAAACCCUUCUUCCACAAC